AUGGUAUAUGAGGGAACUGAGAGCACUGAUUCCGUUACACGUUGGACGUACUUGGGGCUGAAUAAACUGAGAGGAGUGGACUGCGGUGAACUGGCGCAAACACUGAAGGAGGAUGAUCAGCCUUACAAGGUGGUGAAGGAGAACGUGACGAGUGUGCUUGGCAUUGAGAACAGUCUGCUGGACUAUACUGACAGAGGUCUGCAGAACCUUCAGUCUGAAAUGAAGAACAUGAGGGACACUCUUGAAGAGUUGCAGAAGAGGGAGAAGGUUCUCUCUGCCCUGUGCUCUGACAUCAGAAACAUAAAAGAAAAUAUCCAUAGUAUAUCCGUUUUUGUAGACAAGCAUCGUUAUUAAAUUUAGCAAUAUUAUAUACCAUGUAUAUCCCAAUUAAUAAUUUUCCUUAUUAACAUUCUCAAAGAGAGCUUAUUGAAAAACGC
Messenger RNA from Geodia barretti, 437 nucleotides. The record is from the annotation of a GenBank genome assembly. Lineage: Eukaryota; Metazoa; Porifera; Demospongiae; Tetractinellida; Geodiidae.